This is a messenger RNA of Conger conger (European conger), 1974 nucleotides long. RefSeq names its product CDAN1 interacting nuclease 1 (gene cdin1). Gene Ontology annotation, cellular component: nucleus; cytoplasm. NCBI's taxonomy places the organism in Eukaryota, Metazoa, Chordata, Actinopteri, Anguilliformes, Congridae. The record is from RefSeq and is a predicted model, not a curated record. Gene Ontology annotation, biological process: erythrocyte differentiation. The transcript has 11 exons. The coding region runs from base 522 to 1373 and encodes 283 amino acids.
UAGCCAGCUUCAAUGUAAACACGGAAGGCUAACUUGGAAAAAUAGUGCGCUGUGGGGAGUGUUUCAGUAUAUGACGUGCACUAUGUCAUAUAACAGUUAAGAGUGGGGUAUUUUAUUUCUAUUUAUAAACGCAAGCAAUUGUUUUUAUCUUGUAAUUUUAGAAGGAUUAUUUUAGCUAACAAACGUUAGCCAGCUUGUACUGUUCUCAGCCAGCAGCAGUUAGCUGGCUUGCUAACUACCGUUUACAUUUACGAAUGUGUUAUUUUAACUUUAGAGUGGUGAGAAAGAAUGGUCGAAUUGCUGAAAAUGACCUCUUUUAUGAAUAUAACUCAGACUGUCACAACGUAGAUGGAUUACUUUCGAGCUCAUUUGUAAGGCAACCAUAGGAAGUUGCCUAUAGUUAGCAUCAGUUUAUUCAGCGCAUUCGACUUAUCGUUGCCUACUUUACCAUAUUUGACGCAACCCUUUUAGAAGCAUUAGUGAUAUUAUUUGAAACGUUAUUUCAGUAGGUUUUUACAAUAAUGAAGCUUUCUCGAGCAGAAUAUAAAACCAUAGCGAAAUUUAUGGAACAACUCAGACCCACACGUCAGUAUAUGAAAAUUCUAAAGGACAAAUUUCCCAGUCACUCGCAGUCCACUCUGCUGAGCCUCUUCUCCCUGGAGUACCAGAAAAGAAUAAAAAGGACGAUUUCAAAGCAUCAUGCCCCAGAAGCUAUCGAAAGCUACUACCAAAGCUACGUGACCGCGGCGAAGACCCAUCCCUCAUCCGCCGUCCUGUUGGACUUGGCCAAUGAGGUGGAUUUCUCCCCUUCCUUGAUGGCGCGUGCUAUCCUGGAGAGGUUUCUGGAGGAACGAGAUGGCGUACCGCCCACCAAACCACUCAUAAACAGCAUGCUGCGGGACCCGUCUUUAAUUUCUGACCACCAUCUUGCAAACCAUGUCUACCAGUGCACAGUAAAUGACUGCUGUUAUGGACCGUUGGUAGACUGCAUCAAACAUGCCAUUGGCCAGGAGCAUGAGAUCCUUCUCCGUGACAAGCUGAGGGAGAGAAACCUGUCCUUUUUAGAUGAAAAUCAACUCCGGGCUAAGGGCUAUGACAAGACUCCAGACAUCAUCCUGGAGGUGCCAAUAGCUGUUGAGGGCCACAUCGUUCACUGGAUUGAGAGCAAGGCGUCCUUCGGGGACGAAUGCAGCCACCGCACCUACCUGAACGAGCAGUUCUGGAGUUACUGGAACAGGUUCGGCCCGGGGUUAGUCAUCUACUGGCACGGCUUCAUCGAGGAGCUGGACUGCAACCGGGACAGAGGCAUCCUGUUGGGGGACCGCUUCCCCUCAGACGUUGUAACCCUAUGCCACGGGACCGGCCAGGGCUGAGGAGGGGGGAGGAGGUGAAUCCGGAAGCAAUUUCGCUUUCCUGUGGUGCGAAACUACUGGCAAACAUCUGCCCUGAACUCCCACUGAACUCCCGUCAGCCAGGGUCAGGCUCCUACCUCCUUCUCUUCUUUUUUUCAGAAAAGGCGCUCUGCGUUUCUGUUUAGGCUCAGCUCUCGGCCUCGGAGAGCAUCCCAGGAGCGGACAGACGAGUCCCCCUCCUUAUCGCCGACCCCCGUCUCCCCCCCCCCCUGUCCCAGGCGUCAACGACGGGGGCCAUCCGUCUUCCUGCCCCCUCGGUCUCUCCGCGGGGGACAGACACCUCGUGCUGAUAGGGCUGCUUUUAAAAGUUAGGCUCGGUGGUCUUUCCUUGUCUUUUUCGCCCGAAGAAUGUGUCACGGUGUCACACGGUUUUAAGUGCUUUUUUUAAUUGAGUGAUAAUCCCUACCCUUUUUUUAGAGAUAUGUUUUAACCGCCUUAAGAAUGCACAUUUGUUUCAGCUUGGCUGACUGCCGUCCGUUGUUUUAAAAGUUUGAGCUCCUGUAAUUCUGUUUGCAUGCGCCCAUAACCAAGAUGAACUGACUGAAAUAAAAGUGUUUCUCGA